Molecule: messenger RNA, 441 nt
Organism: Rhipicephalus microplus (southern cattle tick)
Lineage: Eukaryota; Metazoa; Arthropoda; Arachnida; Ixodida; Ixodidae
Source: RefSeq, a predicted model, not a curated record
AUGAACGUGGCCUGCAACAAGCACCGCAGGGAUGUUGAGGUCGCAUUUGACAUGCCAGACGAACAGUUUGGGCGUUCUUUCCGCCUGAGUGAAGCAACGGUGUUGCGAUUGCGGUCGAACUCGCCGAUAGACUCCAGGCUGCGCUCUCUGGGUGGAGCGGCAAAAGUGUGCUUCCUACGUUUCUUCGCCACCGGAUCCUUCCAGUCGUCGGUGAAAGGUGAGGAGACCGUAGCGGUGAUGCAGCCCACGGUCAGCAUCUGUGUGCGACGUGUGUCUCGAGAAAUCGUCAACGCCAUGACCCGCAACAAUCGGGUUCACUUCCGCAGAACGGUAGAGGAAGAGGCAACCGUGAAGGAGGAAUUCCUUCGGUUUGGACCCGUACCCGGCGUGAUCGAAUGCGUUGACGGCAGAUUCGUCGCAUCGAGGAGUGACAAAAGGUGA